This is a messenger RNA of Mycotypha africana, 429 nucleotides long. Its product is annotated as Cullin binding-domain-containing protein. Gene Ontology annotation, molecular function: ubiquitin-like protein binding; cullin family protein binding; ubiquitin conjugating enzyme binding. The annotation marks the transcript as partial. The transcript is spliced from 5 exons. Gene Ontology annotation, biological process: protein neddylation; positive regulation of ubiquitin-protein transferase activity. The record is from RefSeq and is a predicted model, not a curated record. Gene Ontology annotation, cellular component: ubiquitin ligase complex. NCBI's taxonomy places the organism in Eukaryota, Fungi, Mucoromycota, Mucoromycetes, Mucorales, Mycotyphaceae.
UUUAAAAAAUAUGCAGAUAAAGAUCAACCUGAUCUAAUAUCACCAGAAGGCUGUCAAGCUUUAUUUGCAGAUCUGGGUGUGUCAUUAGAAAGUUUGCUUCCUAUUAUUGUUGGCUGGAAGUUCGAGGCUAGUCGGAUGGGUCAUUUCACAAAAGACGAGUGGAUCAAUGCUUUAGCGAAAUAUGAACAACAGGACAAAAGAACCGCAACUACACUCUGGCAGUUGAUGUUACAGAAAAAAUACCCCUUAAUUGAAUCCUUCGUACAAUUUCUUCAAGAGAAAAAGCCUGUAAAAGUAAUCAAUAGAGAUCAAUGGUCAAGUUUAUUGGAUUUUUGUCGGUCCAUACCUAAAGAUCUAUCAACGUACGAUACAACGUCCUCUUGGCCUGUAUUAUUCGAUGACUUUGUAGAAUGGAAACAACAAUGUUAA